This is a messenger RNA of Lotus japonicus, 1319 nucleotides long. Its product is annotated as F-box/LRR-repeat protein At3g48880. The record is from RefSeq and is a predicted model, not a curated record. The transcript has 3 exons. Gene Ontology annotation, molecular function: protein binding. Bases 188 to 1105 code for a protein of 305 amino acids. Lineage: Eukaryota; Viridiplantae; Streptophyta; Magnoliopsida; Fabales; Fabaceae.
UUUGGCUGAUAUAAAAGAAAAUACUAAACUAAACCUUUGCAGUAGUUGUUGUUGUUUGUUGAUCCUCAAUUGUCUGCUACUCAUCAACGACAACACGACCACCCUCAUCCACAUCGCACACCAUUGUUUCUCUUAAGGUGUGUUUCACUGCAUUGAAAUUCUGUAAGAAUUUUGAAGAACUGGUAUAAUGGAAGACAGUGAUUCUAACAUAAGGAAAUGGGAGGAUCUGGACACAGAUAUUUUGGUGAAGAUUUUUCAGUUGCUUGACAUCUUUGAGUUAACUUCCGGCAUUGCUCAUGUCUGUAGUGCAUGGCGCAUGGCUUGCUGUGAUCCACUUCUUUGGAAGGCACUCGAUUUUUCAAUGUUAAAAUCUAAUUUCAUCAAGAUUCCGUUAGAGCCAUUUGUUUAUGUUGAUGGACGAUCUGAUAGGACAUUAACCCGUUUGUUGAAGAUUUCAUUGAGUUUGAGCAGGCAGAGUGUAAUGACAUUGAUCUUUCAUUUCAACUUGUACAUAAGUGAUGAACAGUUGACAUACACUGCUGAAAGGUGCCCGCAACUUCGACGACUAGUUCUGCCAGCUUGGAACAGAAUUAAGAGAAGUGGAAUGUGCAAGGCCAUCCGUGGGUGGAAAGAGCUAGAGUCCAUGACAAUGCCUACCAUAGCAAACCCACCAUAUCUUCUUGAUGAGAUCUCAACGCACUGCAAGAACUUCAGCGAGCUCAAGAUUAUGGGGCCAUGUGACAUAGUCUUUGCUUCAUCUCUUGCUGCAUUCCUUCCGAAAUUAAAGGUCUUGAGCCUCCGUUGCUCAAUUCUAUUUAAGGAUGUUCUCAUUCUCAUCCUAGACAGCUUGCAACAUUUAGAAGUGCUCAACAUAUCGCAUUGCGUACUGGUCGAACCCCUUCCACCACCUCAACACAAAGGAAUCAUCAGAGAAAUUGAUCAGACUAUUCGUCAGAAGGCUUCUCGGUUACGUAGCUUUAUCACAUGCAUGGAUGACUCAUGCGUCAUGUGCCAGCGAACAAGAACUGAUGAAGGGCUAGUUAGGUGGUACAAGUACGAGGAAGGGCUUUGGAAAACAGAUGAGGUGAGGUCCCUUGCACUUUGAGAUGAAAAAAGCAAUCUGUAUCAUCUAAUUGUUGCCGCUUGUGUAACAUUUUCUGUUAAGUUUUUCUCCUACCUUAGUUGUAGAUCCAAAUAAGCAAAGGUGAAGUAUUUCAAAUAAUGUUUUAUCACCCUUUAGAAGGAAUUUGUCAGAUCUUGUAACUGUAAAUAAGAAUAAGCUAUUUUCUGCUACAAAGGUAGUUUGGUUUCAUUUUGUA